This is a messenger RNA of Entelurus aequoreus (snake pipefish), 1565 nucleotides long. RefSeq lists its product as uncharacterized. Gene Ontology annotation, molecular function: protein binding. Lineage: Eukaryota; Metazoa; Chordata; Actinopteri; Syngnathiformes; Syngnathidae. Bases 1 to 1521 code for a protein of 506 amino acids. The transcript is spliced from 18 exons. The record is from RefSeq and is a predicted model, not a curated record.
AUGGCGCUGGCCAGCGGACACUGGCUGGAGAAAGAGAUGAAGGGGCAGGUCCCAAGUCCCAGAUAUGGUCAUGCUUUAGCUGUGGCGGGAAACAUUGCCUUUCUCUUUGGAGGAGCCUCCAACAUCACCCAAGAGGACAGUCCUGUUUACUUCAAUGACUUCUACAUGCUCACAGUUUCCCCAGAUGACAUAAAAUGGGAGGAGAUUCCUCAGAAUGGAGAAGUUCCUUCAGCCAGAGAAGGACACACCCUCUGUGUCGUUAAAGGGAAACUGUAUCUGUUUGGAGGACUGUCCAAUCCCAAGGCUACCGAAUGUCUUCCAGGAGUUUACAGUUUUGACAUCGUGUCUCUCACCUGGGAUUACUUGACAACCGGGAUUGUUACCGUGAGAACUCUGAGACACAGCUCCGUGGCUGUGGGAGACAACAUCUACGUCUAUGGAGGCACACUGGCCGGAACGCUAACCGAUGACCUCAUGGUCUUCAACACAGUGUCUCACACCUGGACACCGGUUAAGACAAGCGGCUCAACACCUCCACCCCUGUUAGAUCAGCAUUUUGCUCUGGUUGGUGAUCAAAUUUUUAUGUUUGGUGGUUACGGAGCAAGUGAUGACUUCUGUAAAGACCUUUAUAUCCUCAACCCAGAAAACCUGGUGUGGCACAAAUGGGAGACAAAGGGAGAAUUACCUGCUGCCUGUAGUGGACAAACAGUGACGGCACACCAUGACAAAGAUGUUUACUUGUUUGGAGGAAAAAGCAUAAACGAUGAUGGCACAGUGACGUCAUCCAAUGAAAUUCAUAAAUUCAGUAUUGCCAAGUUGAAGUGGAAGAUCCCAUUGUAUGUUGGCAUUCCUCCGGCACGGCGAAAUGGACACACCGCCUUCAUUGUUCACAGUCAUCUGUACAUAUUUGGAGGAAAGAAUGAAGAGCAGGAGUUUGACGACCUGAAAGUCAUGAAACUCAUUAACCCCUCAGAAAGGCAACCAGUGAUGAAGGAGAUUCUGUCGGAGUUCGGUCUACAAGGAACCAGCUACAGUUUCACUCCCACUAAAAUCCCAAAUGUUCGCUAUGAGCUGAGCAAAACUUCUCCAGCCAACCAUUUCAGGAGCACAAAUGCUAAUGUACAGGUUUUUGUCCACAGAGACUUCAGCGUAGUUCGAGACAAAGCCAUGUCAUUGAUACAGACUGCUUUCACUCUACUGGACCAGGAGUUCCAGAAACUGGAUCGGGAGAAGACAACGUUGUUCAAAUCUGCUGCUGCUCUUCAAAUAGAGAGAGAAGCCAUGGAGAAACAGAAGCAGCAACAUCAACAGGAGUUGCAGGAAAUGCUGGAAAAACAUCGCUCUCAAAAUGAAACAUGGCUUAGAGCCAGAGCUGAAGAGAACGACCAAGAGCGGAGGGAGCUCUACAGAUUGCGGGAGGAGGUGCUGCAUGAGCAAGAGAGGAUGAAGGAGGAGCACGUCAGAAUCCAAAAACGCAGUGAAAAUCUUCUGUCAGUUAUGCAACAAUUCAAAGGAAUGUAAACAUGACAUAGUUAUAGGUUGACCAAGAGGUACUAAAAGGACAA